This is a messenger RNA of Plutella xylostella (diamondback moth), 499 nucleotides long. RefSeq lists its product as uncharacterized. The record is from RefSeq and is a predicted model, not a curated record. Lineage: Eukaryota; Metazoa; Arthropoda; Insecta; Lepidoptera; Plutellidae.
AGACCCAUGCGUCAUCAACCCUUUCAUCCUGGUGUGUUGGCGCUGCACCAAUCUGCGCAAAAUGGUCAUACACGGCUACUGGAUCUGGCAAUACGACCUGCUAGGCAUGGUCCGACUCCGACACAACACACUGCAAGAGUUCGAGGUGUCUGCAGUAUUCUCCAAGGACAACCGCACCGGGUGUUCCUCAGCCCACUGCAUGAUGCCGGCGGGGGUGAGGCGAGUGGUGCGGGGGGACCGGGCCAAGCCGAAGGAUGAUUGCUUUGUUAGGCAAAUCAACCGUCUCCUUCAAUUCCCGUGGCGUCCUGUCAAGCGCUUCUCCCAGCUGCACCCGGCGCUGUGGGCCAACGCCUCUCGCAGGGAUCAACUUGAGUAUGUCAUGCAGCAAGUCUUGCAGACCAACUAUGGAGUCACGUAAGAUGGUUGUGUGUAGUAUUGCAAUGUCUUCGUCUACUAUACUUAAGUACUGUUCUUGUAAUAGCGGAAUAGGAUCUGUUGG